AUGCUGUCCAGGCUGCUGUUGGUCCUGGCUUCGGCCGUCGUCAUGGUGAGCAGCCAGUACUCGGCUACCAUCAACCCGGACUCGGUGUCUCUGUCUCUCAGACAGACCUGGUGCUUUAACCAGAAGCACUCGUGCCCCCUCAUCUGCCUGCAGCUCAACGGGUCCACCGGUGCUUCAGUGAAUGACUGCGACCCCAACACACUGGCCUACUCCUGCAUUUGCAACAACGGCAUCACCCCCAACGCAUCCGAGUACUCCGAGACAAUGGCCUAUUACAUCUGCACUGAGGCCGGCAACCAAUGCGUCAGUAAUUGCGCCCAGGGCGACUCCUCCUGCCAGAGCGAUUGCCGUGUGGACCACCCAUGCGGAGCUCAGCACCCUAUCCGUGUCAACGUGACCACAACCAGCUCUGCUGUUGCUGCUGCGUCGGCCACGGCCUCCAAUACCAAUACGGCCAACCCCCUCGGCACCAACGCUGCUACUGGUGGCGCAGUCCGCAUGUCCUCGGACCUUGGCCAUGUAUACGGAUUGUGUCUGCUUGUGGGUGCGUUCAUUGCCGGCUUCGCAGUUCUGCUGUAA
This is a messenger RNA of Penicillium cinerascens, 579 nucleotides long. RefSeq lists its product as uncharacterized. The record is from RefSeq and is a predicted model, not a curated record. Bases 1 to 579 code for a protein of 192 amino acids. The transcript has 3 exons. NCBI's taxonomy places the organism in Eukaryota, Fungi, Ascomycota, Eurotiomycetes, Eurotiales, Aspergillaceae.